This is a messenger RNA of Fusarium coffeatum, 582 nucleotides long. RefSeq lists its product as uncharacterized. Bases 1 to 582 code for a protein of 193 amino acids. NCBI's taxonomy places the organism in Eukaryota, Fungi, Ascomycota, Sordariomycetes, Hypocreales, Nectriaceae. The transcript has a single exon. The record is from RefSeq and is a predicted model, not a curated record.
AUGCCUUCAAUUCUCAACCUCGUUACCCGAUCCGACAUGCCUGUGGAUUCUGAUGGCUCAGACGACAGCAUGAUCAACCUGAUGCUUGGCCUUCUCGGCCUUGUCUUCCUCGGUCUCAUUUUGGUUGCCAUCCUCUUCCUCUUCCGCCGCGCUCGUCUCCAGAAGCAGCAGCAGAUCAAGUCCGAGGAGGACGGCCUGCCUUCAUACUACGAUAGCGACAGCAAGCGCUUUGCCAACCACCGCGGCCUCACCAUCGAGACAACACACAACGGUCGCUCCAGUGUUUUCGUCAUCAACCAGGACGGUCGCCCUAUGCUUGCCAACCCCAACUCUCCUCCCUACUCCCCCGACAACGUCCCGGAGAUCCACAUCACCUUCCCCGAUGAACAGGACGACCAAGGCCGACAGCAGAACGGCCGCGUCCUUGUUGUCCGUGUUGGCGACAAUUCGGCUGUUGGUCUGGAGCCCAUGAACGACGAGCAGCUCCCUGCUUACGAGAAGGAGGCUAAGGGUCAAUUCUACUCGAUCGACAUGGACCAUAUUGGCGGUCUUAAGGAGAAGGACCGUACUCAAUUCCAAUAA